Molecule: messenger RNA, 2157 nt
Organism: Bombyx mori (domestic silkworm)
Lineage: Eukaryota; Metazoa; Arthropoda; Insecta; Lepidoptera; Bombycidae
Exons: 3
Coding region: 1-2157 (718 amino acids)
Biological process (GO): DNA integration
Molecular function (GO): nucleic acid binding
Source: RefSeq, a predicted model, not a curated record
AUGAGUGAGCCUUGUGAUGGAGUUGGUGGCGUCAGUUUAUCUGACGCCACCUUUUCCAAAAAUUCUCCGGAGGUCGGUGCGCCGUCAUCUGCUCGCCCUUCUGGCUCGGUUAACAAAAAUAUGAACACUUCUGUUGAUGGGGUGCCGGCUGAUUUUUUCACUCAGAUGUUGCAAAUGAUGAAGCACGUGUCGGAUCGUAUGACGUCGCAAUCAGAUAUUUCAAAAGUGAGAAUAAAUGACGUGUUUUUGCCGUCAUACGAUCCAGACGCUAAUGUUGGGGUUAGAGAAUGGUGUCAACAUGUGACCACAGCUGUGGAAACUUACAACCUGAGCGAUUAUGAAGUCCGGAUGAAGGCUGGUAGUUUGCUUAAGGGUCGCGCAAGGUUGUGGGUUGACAAUUGGCUGGUGUCCACCACCACGUGGCAAGAAUUGCACUACCGAGAGUUAAAUAGGAAUACCGUCAGGGACCAUUAUGCCUUACCGAUAAUCUCAGACCAAAUAGACCAACUGGCCGGGGGUAUUUAUUUCACCACAAUUGACAUGGCAGCUGGGUUUCAUCAGAUACCUAUUUCGGAGGGAUCAAUUGAAAAGACUGCUUUUGUAACUCCCGAUGGUUUAUAUGAAUACCUAACUAUGCCAUUUGGACUUUGCAACGCGGUGUCAGUCUACCAGCGCUGCAUUAAUAGGGCUCUCGCUCACCUCACGAGCUCACCAGACCAAGUGAGCCAGGUCUAUGUCGAUGAUGUGCUCUCAAAGUGUAAAGAUUUUGAUCAGGGCUUAUACCAUAUUGAACGCAUAUUGAUUGCUCUACAAGAAGCUGGCUUUUCUAUUAACGUUGAUAAAACCGCCUUCUUUAAACGCUCCAUCGAGUACUUGGGCAAUAUAAUUGCAGACGGGCAGGUCAGCCCUAGCCCAAGAAAGGUGGAGGCUUUAACGAAGGCACCAAUCCCGAAAACUGUCAAACAAGUUAGACAAUUCAAUGGCCUGGCUGGAUAUUUCAGACGUUUCAUUCCCAACUUCUCGCGAGUUAUGGCUCCUUUAUAUGAACUCACUAAGAACGAUACGACACGGGAAUGGAACGAAAGGCAUGACGAAGCUAGGGAUUAUAUUGUCAAACAUCUGUCUACUGCGCCUACCCUUACGCUAUUCCAGGAAGACGCACCCAUCGAACUCUACACGGACGCCAGCAGCAUCGGCUACGGGGCAGUGUUAGUGCAGACAUUCGCGGGUCGCCAACAUCCAGUCGCGUACAUGAGCCAGCGCACCACCGACGCCGAGAGCCGCUACCACUCUUACGAACUUGAAACGUUGGCGGUCGUAAGAGCAAUUAAGCAUUUUCGGCAUUACCUCUACGGCCGAAAAUUCAAGAUUGAGCAGCACCGCGACGACGUGCUACGCCCAGUGAUGGAGAGUAUAACAUCUGGCGAUUCCAUCGAAGGCUAUGUCAUGGAAGAUGGCAUACUUAAGAAAAUGCUCACAGAUCCUAUACUCGGCAUACAUAAACCAAUUGUAGUGCCUAAGUCUCUCCAGUGGAGCUUGAUAAACUCCUUCCACGUGACACUGCAGCACCCAGGAUGGGAGAAAACUCUGCAGAAGCUACGAGAAACGUACUGGUUUGACAAGAUGAACUCGGCUGUUAGACGUUUUGUAGACAAUUGUGUUAUAUGUAGAACCUCGAAAGGACCAUCUGGUUCUAUACAAGCGCAGCUCCAUCCGAUCCAGAAACCCACGGCAGCGUUCCAGGUCAUUCAUAUGGACAUCACAGGAAAAAUGGGCACGAGGAACUCCGAAGGACAAGAUGAGUACGUAAUUGUUGCUAUUGAUGCAUUCACGAAAUACAUAUUACUGAGCUAUUCCAAUGACAAGAGCCCGAGCAGUACACUCGCGGCACUCAAGCGUGUCAUUCACCUGUUUGGCACCCCGGUACAAGUGGUGGUUGAUGGCGGUCGGGAGUUUCUCGGCGAGUUCAAAGUCUACACUGACCGCAUAGGGAUUGACGUGCAUUCAAUUGCGCCAGGAACAAGCCGAGCAAACGGACAGGUCGAAAGGGUCAUGGGCACAUUGAAAAAUGCCCUUACCAUGAUCAAAAACUACAGUACUCAAGACUGGCGCUGGAAGCUUUACAGCUCGCUUUCAACUGCACGCCACAUCGAGUGA